Molecule: messenger RNA, 1254 nt
Organism: Myripristis murdjan (pinecone soldierfish)
Lineage: Eukaryota; Metazoa; Chordata; Actinopteri; Holocentriformes; Holocentridae
Gene: mcrip1
Product: MAPK regulated corepressor interacting protein 1
Exons: 5
Coding region: 226-522 (98 amino acids)
Source: RefSeq, a predicted model, not a curated record
CCUAAUUUAAGCUCCUUCACUUCCGUUUCUUUGCCCGGAAGUGAUUGGUUGGCAUUGGCAACGUUUUAGCCAGGCCUAAGUUAACAGCGUAUACAUUGUCUGGAAAAAAGAAAGCGGAAAUAGAUCAAAGAAAAGAAAUCAACAGAAGAUAUUGGAACCUUUAAUUCUUCAAAUCCUAUCCAUUCACCAUAGAGGAGCGAAGAGCGAGUGCAGACUGCAAACAGAAUGACCAGCUCAUCUGCUCCGAGGAUGGUGAACAGUUACAAGCGGACUUCAAGCCCUCGGUCCCCGACUAACAGCGGGGAGCUUUUUACUCCAGCACAUGAGGAAAAUGUGCGCUUUAUCCAUGAUACCUGGCAGUGUGUGCUUAGAGACAUUAGAUCAACACAGAACAAUGAACGCAAUGACCGUGGACCACAAGAAUAUGUGGAAAAGAACCCAAACCCUAACCUACAUUCUUUCACACCAGUGGACCUGAGUGACCUAAGGAAACGCAACACACAGGACUCCAAGAAGUCCUAGUCUUUCUCCUGACGGUCCAGCAGCUUUUUUUCCCCCACCCAUUAUCCUUGGGAACUUUUCCUCCAUCAGCCCUCCGUCAGCCAGCAAGUCAGCCCUCUUGGCCAGUCUAGUUCAGAAAGCCAGUUUCCUUUCUAAUAGGAACAUAGGAACCUCCCCUCCUUCUGUCUCUUUCUGUCUCUCCCCCUCUCUGUCUACCACCCCUCUCCAUCUGAAUGAGAAGGAAAGAACUGGGAUUUCAAGAAACAGAAAUUCUCCCACCCACUCCCCCCCAGGUCAUCAAUUCCUCAGAUACAUUUUUCUAUGUGAACGGGACUGAUGCAAACUUUCAUCACAAUUUGCUGACAUCUGAUGCUGAUGAGGUACAAACUGUUGACAACCACCGAGCUCCACAGGACACAAAAGACUGCAGUCUUAAACAUGAACCCUGUUACAUCUACUAAUAUGACCCUGGAGGAGAAUGCUGAAGGGCUGACUUCUUCUUCUUCUUCUUUUUUUUUUUUUUUUUGGAAGAUAGUUUGAUAGAUAAAUUGUAGAAGUGUUGGAAUGGUGAUAUUGGAAUCACAUUUCAUGGGCAAGUUUUGGAAGCCAAUUCAACGUAGAAAGCCAACAUUUUUAAAAUGAAUUCCUCUCACCCUAAAAUGGACUUUAAGUAGAGACUACCCCGAGUAUGCUGCCCCUGAUUGACUCCCCAGCCUUGAAACAAAACGUUGAAUAAAAGACUUUUACAAUAUU